AGAUACAUAAAGAGCAUGCCCCCAUAACCCAAAAGAUACAACAUCAACGAGUCACUGUCAAUCCACUCGGUCGGGAGCGUUCCAUAUAACUCUUCCCAUCUGUCUCUAACUCUAAGCCCAACCCCAAGAGUCCAAAACCAGAACCAAAACCAAAGCCGAAUCAAAAAGCCAAACGCUUUCUUAAUUUUCUCCUUGCUAUGUUAUGUGUGGAACCCACUUUACCACCCCAACCAGCGGCGCUAUUAGUCUUUACUUGGUUUCCAAGCUCACCCACCUUCUCUUUUUCUCCCUGUUUCUCUCUCUUUCUAUCUCUAUCUCUAUCUCUUCUCUUCUCUUCUCUUCUCUUCUUUUCUCCAUUUUAAUAACAACUAUAAACGAAACAAAUCCCUUUUCUUUCUUCUUGCUCUUCUUUCUCAUAUUGUUACUCUUUAAAAAUCCUCCAAUCAUAACCCAUAACCCAUACUUACCCUAAAUAGAUAUUUAAAUACACUAGAAGAUAUGAAAGGUGAAUAUGUAGAAGCGCAACACCAUCACCAUCAUCAAGGAAAGCAUGAAAACACUCUUAACAUGUUCUCUAAACUCCAAUCUCACCACCACCACCACCACCAACAACACCACCACCUUCCUUUCUCUCAGCACUUCCCGCUUUCUCGUGAUUCUGAAGACGAUGAUACUAGAAGUACCGGUGCUGCUGCGGCUGUAACCACCCCCUCCACCGCUGCUGCUGCUGCUGCCGCCGCCAUCACCCCCACCCAGAAACAGAAACCGAUUGAACCUAAUAGUAGCGGCGGUACUGAUGGUGCUACCAUUGAAGUUGUUCGCCGGCCUAGAGGUAGACCGCCUGGUUCUAAGAAUAAACCUAAACCGCCUGUUAUUAUUACGCGUGAUCCUGAACCUGCUAUGAGUCCUUACAUUCUUGAAGUUCCUGGUGGAAGCGACGUCGUUGAAGCUAUUUCUCGCUUUUGUCGCCGUAAGAAUAUUGGAAUCUGUGUCCUUACAGGAUCUGGUACCGUCGCGAAUGUCACUCUACGUCAACCGUCGACGACUCCGGGGUCUACUAUUACCUUUCAUGGCAGAUUUGAUAUUUUAUCGAUCUCAGCUACUUUUAUGCCUCAGACGGUGUCGUAUCCAGUGCCUAAUACUUUCACUAUUUCUCUGGCGGGUCCUCAGGGCCAGAUCGUAGGUGGUCUAGUUGCUGGUAGUUUGGUAGCGGCUGGUACGGUGUAUGUUGUGGCAGCGACGUUGAAUAAUCCGAGUCAUCACCGAUUACCGGCUGACGAAGAAGGGAGAAAUUCUGGUUCUGGUGGUGGUGGUGGUGGUGAAGGUAGCUCACCGGCUGUGUCUGGUGCCGGUGGAGGCGGAGGAGAUAGUGGACAUACUCAAGGUGGUGGCGGAGGAGAUUCUUGUGGAAUGGUUAUGUACAGUUGUCAUUUGCCUUCUGAGGUUAUCUGGGCACCCACUGCAAGGCCACCACCGCCUCCACCGCCUUAUUAAAGUUACUCACUAGUCACUGUGAAUUUGAAGAGGGUAUUUUUGCUUUUUUUUUUUUAACUUUUUUUUUAAAAAAUUAGGUGUUUCCUUCGAUGUUCAUUAUCAUCAUAUCAUAUCAUCACUUCUGUUUAAUUGAAUUUCCUCUUUCAUGUUAAUGUAAUGCAGUAGUGAUUUUAGCUAAGAAAAACAGUGUAGCUUCCUCCUCUUUUUAGAAAAAAGAAAUUAUUUAUUUUUAUGUUGUUUAAGCUA
Molecule: messenger RNA, 1740 nt
Organism: Jatropha curcas
Lineage: Eukaryota; Viridiplantae; Streptophyta; Magnoliopsida; Malpighiales; Euphorbiaceae
Product: Putative AT-hook DNA-binding family protein
Cellular component (GO): nucleus
Molecular function (GO): minor groove of adenine-thymine-rich DNA binding; DNA-binding transcription factor activity
Source: RefSeq, a predicted model, not a curated record